Mesorhabditis belari is the source of this 672-nucleotide messenger RNA. NCBI's taxonomy places the organism in Eukaryota, Metazoa, Nematoda, Chromadorea, Rhabditida, Rhabditidae. The record is from the annotation of a GenBank genome assembly.
AUGUGCAACGAAUCGUUGUCGAAUAUGCGCCGCAACCCUCAAAGAUUCGUCAACUGGAAACAUCUAGCGCUUUAUGCUUACAAAUCACCGGCACAACGAUUCGAACCACCUCCGGAGCAACAAACGAAACGUCAAAACAACAAAGCACGGCCGACGAGAGUGGAUGGGUAUCACGGCACUUCUCGGAAGGCUCCCGAUCAAAAGUUCGAGCAAAGAGUCAAUUAUGUCGCUCGAUCGGAACCUCCGCGCCCCAUUUCGCCACAACUUUCCGAAACAAGUAGCAAUGCUGGGAGCUUUUACGGGAAAAUGCUCAGUCUUCCAAUGGCAAUGGUCAACAAAAUGGACAGAACGGCAAACACCAGCGCAAAUCAACCAGCACUAUUUCCACCGCAACUGUCAACAAUGCUUUUGGCUUUGCGCCGAAUUUUGCCUUGCCAGCCACUCGCCAGAAAAUCUGAACCUGAUCAACGAAACACUGUCGAUUCGCUCAACGGAGACCAAGAUGUGAAUUUGAUUCGUGAAGCCCAACUGAACGCCUACAAUAUCAAUGCCCGUCUACAAGAUCUAUCACCCGAACAACAAGAACUCUACUUGAAAACUUUUAGCAAGAAUUUAUUGAGAGAAGACAAACAAGAUGAUUUCUCGGAAGAAGCCAUUGGAGAAGGCUCUGGA